This is a messenger RNA of Bradysia coprophila, 6357 nucleotides long. Its product is annotated as diacylglycerol kinase eta. Gene Ontology annotation, cellular component: plasma membrane. The record is from RefSeq and is a predicted model, not a curated record. Gene Ontology annotation, biological process: phospholipase C-activating G protein-coupled receptor signaling pathway. Lineage: Eukaryota; Metazoa; Arthropoda; Insecta; Diptera; Sciaridae. Gene Ontology annotation, molecular function: protein binding; ATP-dependent diacylglycerol kinase activity.
AAAGUUGAAACAUUUUCGUUUGGAAAAUUCUCAUUUCCUAUGUUCUAUCGCUACGAAGAACUAGAGACAGGACACACAACAUUUUGACUUUGCUUCACGGAGAAAUUCAAAUAUGGCGGAUACGUGAAAAAAGCUUGACGUGUGCUAAUGGACAAUUUGUUUCUAUCGGGGUGGUGCAAAUCGGAAUCGUUUCAGUGCAAUUUCUUCAUUUUGUUUAAUUGUAGAACAGCCAGUGUGUAGUGUGUUUUCCGAGCGCAAAAUGUUGAAUUGAACCAUUUUAUCGGGUAAUUUUUUUCCGAUUUAUUGCACAUGAUUCUGUGUCCGUACGAAAAGCUUUUGUUCGGUUCCGUAGAAAGUGUUUGUGGUAUUGUACGAUUGUGAUGUCGAUAAAUUUACAAAGAGUGCCGAUCACCGAAGAAUCAUCUGAAAGUGAAAAUGAAGUGGAACCGGCUAGAAUAUUUCACCGUCGAUUGUCUACAAAGAAUAUCAACAAUUUGGCUACAACCAAAGAGGGAUAUUUGCUGAAACAGACAUGGUCAUUCCAAAGAUGGCGACGUCGUUAUUUUAGGUUAAAGGGCCAUAGACUUUAUUAUGCCAAAGAUGCAAAGCGUGAAGUAUUUGAUGAGAUUGAUUUGUCGAACCUAUGCUUUGCCGAGUGUAGUACCAAAAACGUAAAUCAUAGCUUUCAGAUAAUUACACCUACGCGCUCAUUAGUGCUUUGUGCUGAAUCAAGACGUGAAAUGGAAGAUUGGCUAGCUGCAAUGAAAGCUGCGUCGACCAGAGAAUUUUUUGAACCUGGACCACUCGAUCAGCAUGAUUUUCUCGCUAACCAUCAUCACUGGUAUGCAACAUCACAUGCCCGCCCAACCUACUGCAACGUUUGUCGCGAUGCACUGUCCGGUGUUACGUCACAUGGCCUCUCAUGUGAAGUGUGUAAAUGUAAAGUGCAUAAACGAUGCGCAGCCAAAGCGAUUCCAAAUUGCAAAUGGACCACACUGGCAACGGUUGGCAAAGAUAUUAUUGAAGAUGAUGAUGGGAACAUUAUCAUGCCACAUCAAUGGAUGGAAGGAAAUUUACCGGUUUCGUCGACGUGUGCCAUUUGUAAAAAGACAUGUGGAUCGGUGUUACGUCUACAAGAUUGGAGAUGCUUGUGGUGCCGUACCACAGUGCACACCGCAUGUCGUCCGCAAAUCAAAGUCCUAAAAUGCCCACUCGGAUCGGCACAUGUGUCCGUCAUACCACCAACUUCUGUACAUUCCAUUGGCGUCGACGAAGCAUGGGACAUUGUGAAACCACACGGCAGCUAUUCGCCACUAUUGGUUUUCGUUAAUUCUAAGUCGGGUGACAAUCAGGGGGUUAAAUUUUUAAGACGUUUUAAGCAAUUACUGAAUCCAGCUCAAGUAUUCGAUUUGGUAUCGGCUGGUCCCGGUUUAGGUUUAAGAUUAUUUCGACAUUUCGAUCCAUUUCGAAUACUGGUCUGUUCGGGCGACGGAUCGGUUGGAUGGGUGCUCAGCGAAAUUGAUCGACUGGAUAUGAACAAGCAAUGCCAACUGGCUGUGCUGCCAUUGGGCACCGGUAACGAUUUGGCCAGAGUGUUGGGUUGGGGUUCGUCUUGUGACGACGAUGCACAUUUACCGCAAAUACUCGAACGAUAUGAAUCGGCCAGCACGAAAAUGCUGGACCGCUGGAGUAUUAUGGUCUUCGAGAAGGCGAUCGCAUUGAAAACGCCGAAAAUGUCGAUGUCACACGGUUCCGAACUGAUGCUCAAAGAGUUUGAGGAAUUAAUCAAUUUGCAGUUGCAGUCAAUCAUCGAAACGGAAGACUUUGACAUUGUGAUAAGUUCAACGAAAAUGUUGUGUGAGUCGGUCAAUGAUUUUCUGGCGAGAAUAGUCGACCAUUGCGGUGAUGAGGAGCAGUUGAAUGUAAAAUGUGAUAUAUUAAGACAAAAAUUAGAUAUGCUUCUAGAAACGCUUAAAGAAGAAAAUAAUGGAGCGUUGGCUGGUGACGAACUCAUGAAAACAUUAAACGAAAUCGCUCGAAAAAGCGCCAGCGAACGUCCAUUGGAUUCGGUAACAAAUAACCUAAAAUCGUCAAUUGACAAGACUGAAAAAGAUGAGCUCAAUACGAAAGAACGGCGUAGCAGUCGUGUCAUUCCAUUUUCCGAAAAGGAAGCACUCCAAUGCCGAGCGAACAGCCUGAAACGAGCCGUACGCAAUGUCAUUCAACAUUCCGAAAUGCUUAAACCUUCCGAUAAACGAUACUCAAUGCAAGUGGACAAUCUAUGCGUAUUCACAUCAUCGUCAUCCGAAACAUCGCCGUGGACGUCACCCGUGCCACCCAUCAACAUUAUCUCACCGUCAGUUUCGACCAACCAUCUAACAUGCAUAUCUCCGUUGGAUCUCCGUCGCGAUUCAAUGGACGAAUACUUUUUUAACGAUCUCAGUCUGCCCGUACCGCGACAAUUUGCGGACGGCAGCAGCCGACGAAGCUCGGAAGUGAUUAAAGAAGAAUCGGUAGAUGGAACUGAGUCAAUAGCGGGCGCGAGCAACGUUUUUCCAUUUUGCAAAGAUAACAAAAAGUCUGAAUCAAAAGCAACCAACAAUAUCAACGUAGACUACGAUAGUACAGUUAGUUUAUGUCGUUUAGAAUAUGUAAAAUACUCGGCAACCGAACAACGAGAGGAUGGUUUUGGUUUCAUUCCAUUCGAAGUAUACGAACGAAAUAUGUUGAGAAAUCAACAAACAAUCAGCGAACAAGCGACCGCCACCGCACCGUCGUCAUCGAAGUCAACUGCAUCGAAUAAUAUGCUUCAGGUGCCGCAGGUCGCUCUUCCAUCAGUAGAAAUAGAAAGACCUCCGCCGAAACAUGAAAAUGUUUACGUCAGCGAAAGCAUUACGCUUAUUGACACCGAUCCUCCAGAAAAAUCUUCUUCGGACGAAAUUCCCGGGGAAGCCAGUGAUGUAUUAUCAGCAAUUAGCAAUGAAGAGUGCAGUGUUAAUUCAGAAAUAUUGGACAAACAAUUAGAUUCUCUAUCCCAGAUACAUGUAGCAGACAUAAUUCAGGAUCUGUCAAACGAUCGUUUAGGUCAUAUAGAUUCACCGGAAACCAGUGAUACCACAGAGGCCUUACAUGACGAAAGCCUAUUAGAUGACAUGAGUUCCGUAUUGGGACACGACAUGUUUGGAGCAUUGCAGGACAACACAAUCACCGACGACACAACCACAUUAUGCACGGACAAGCCGCGUAAGCGUUCGCUAAAAAAGAAACCGGUACCGCGAAUGGACAGCGAAGAGUCAGAGAAUCCGUUGCAGUUCGGCUUCGAGAAUAUCGUUUUCGAAAUCGACAAUCGAUGCGACGAUCAGAAGGCGAGCGAACCGAUCAAAUUGUGUAGUCUGGCCCAGUUUGUGGAAGGGUUCGACAUAGCCAGGAAAAGUGUGAAGAGACCCAAUCGAAAUAAAAGUGCCUCAACGAAAAAUACUCGUCAUGUGAACGACAGUGAACGUCAUUUAGACACAAUUCAAAUACAGAUACAGGGAUCCAGCAUUGACUUAUCAGAUGUUGAAACUAUAGGAAACAUGGCAGCAGCAACUACUACGACAACAACUGAUGUGAGACACAUCAGCUUCGAUGAUUCCUGCAAAAAGGAUGAUGGCGACGAGAAACACUACACGAAGGUUAGUGUUUUCGUUGAGCCACCUUCGCCCGAAAUAAAGAAUGACCUUCGCAUACAACGCAUCAACGAGCUACGACGACACUCCAGCCAUUCACCCAGUUUAACUGUCAAGGAAUAUGACAAGGAAAAGGAUCGUCGACAUUCCGGUUUCAAUCCAAAUCUGUUGGGAUUGGACUCGGAACAUAUGCGAUUUCUCAAUUGCUCACCGGCGGCAACGAGACGAAUCAGUUGUGGCAGUUUGUUUAAGCCGAAUGAAACAUCGCAUUUGGGUGGAUCGAAAUCGAGUCUUUUUGCCGGCUCCAGUUUGGCCUUCAACUUCGACAGGAUGGAGAAACUAUCAAAAGAUGACGCUGAUAAGGAAAAGUCUGAGAAGAAUAAGAAGCUUCCAAUCAUCAAUCCUAUGGUACAACUACCUUCGUGGCCGAAUGUCACUAGUGGGACUGGUUUCAUUUCGAAAUGUCUUCUGGCCAAUGCUGAUACACUUUGUGCUGCAGUCAGUCCAUUGAUGGAUCCGGAUGAGACGCUAACCGAAGGAUAUUACGAGAAGUGUGUGAUGAACAACUAUUUCGGCAUCGGCAUCGAUGCGAAGAUUUCGUUAGAUUUUCACAACAAACGUGAAGAGCAUCCCGAGAAGUGUCGGUCUCGCGCUAAGAAUUAUAUGUGGUACGGAGUGUUGGGCUCGAAACAGUGGCUACAGAAAACGUACAAGAAUUUGGAACAGCGCGUACAAUUAGAGUGUGACGGUCAACGGAUUCCACUGCCAUCGUUGCAGGGAAUUGUUGUGCUCAAUAUACCCAGCUUCAUGGGAGGAACGAAUUUCUGGGGCAGUACCAAAAAGGACGAUUUCUUCUUGCCGCCGAGUUUUGACGACCGGAUACUGGAAGUUGUUGCGGUAUUUGGAUCGGUACAGAUGGCAGCAUCGAGAAUUAUCAAUUUGCAGCAUCAUCGGAUCGCUCAGUGUCAGAGCGUUCAAAUCAAUAUUUUGGGCGAUGAAGGUGUUCCGAUCCAAGUGGACGGUGAAGCAUGGGUACAACCACCGGGAAUGAUCCGAAUAAUACACAAAAAUCGGGUGCAAAUGCUGUGCCGUAACAGAAGUCUGGAAAUUUCGCUGAAGACAUGGCAGGAGAAACAGCGCCAGCACAGCAUUUCUAUUGCACGCGAACAAACAUCAAAUGUAUCGGAGAGCGCUGUCAACAUGGAUGAAGGGGACCUGCUGUCGGAACGUGAAACUUAUUUGCUGCUGAAUUACAUCGAGUGUGUUAGCUCUCUGGUGAAAUGGGUCAAAUUUUUGAUCAUUUCGCAUCCGAGUUUGGAGCAUGAUCUGUAUGCCGUUGCCUGUCGAACAGCCGAUGCUUUGGAAGCAAUUCAUCCUCAUGGGAAAUUCGUCGAAGGACCGAAUUUGAGAACGCAAUUGGCUGAAGUAGCCACAUCUUCACGGCAAUUAUACGAAGAUUCGUGCGAUUUGCUGCGGGAACGGGGUAACCAUUUGAUACUCAGAGAAGAUUUAGAGUCGAAGUUGAGUGUGGCAUUGGCCAAUAUGGAAAUGGAGUUGAGAAAGUGUAACGUCCACACCUGUGAUGAUGGACGGACUCGAGCCUACUUGCAUCUGCUGGCGCCUAUCGAUGAACCGGAUUGCCGAAAGAAGUCGAAACCGUUCUGGAUGCGUUUCCGAGGUAAUUCAACCGCAGCAGUUGCGAAGUCCCAGUCAACAACGAAUUCACGGGAGGCGGUCUGCAGCUGGGGCACAAGCGAAGUGGUGACAUGGUUAGAAGCAAUGCAGCUGGGCGAAUAUAUGGACAGUUUUGUGAAGAAUGACAUUCGAGGUAAGGAACUGUUAGUGCUAGGACGACGGGAUCUGAAGGAUUUGGGUGUGACAAAAGUUGGCCAUGUUAAGCGAAUUUUACAAGCAAUUAAAGAUCUGGGCGGCAGUUAAGUCACAUGUACAUUUGUAAGGGAGAUGAGGAUACGAAGUCACAUUUUUUCAAUUAACUUGAUGUUUGUCUUCUUGGAUUUAAAAAAAAAGUUUUGUGUGUUUUUUGUGGUCAUUAGGCUAAGAACGUAAAAUUUAAGACAAAAAAAACCUUUUCAAUCUCGAAGUACUAGAUUAGAUUACUGAAUACCUAGGAAAUUUCCACUUAGCUGAGCGAUUUCAAAAGAAACAUUUUCGUCCAAACUUUUCGUUAAAACUCGAUAACGUUUGUAACGUCUGUAAUUAAGAGCAAUGAUUACCCAACGUCCCAAUCUGAUAUUUUUACAAGAUUUUAGUUAAAAUUGGAUUCUUAUCCGUUAACUGAAUAUAACGUCGGUUCUCUAUCAUAAGGUUUGUCGUUGAAAAUAUUUAGUGUAGGGUGUAAGGACCAUUUUUAUAGGAACGUAUGAAGAGCAUUCUAUAGAAGAGAGCCGCGUUGAGUUAUGCUAGUUUUUCUUUGUUUGAAGUAUUUACGGUCUUUGUUAAUCAAUAAGGAACACAUUUAAGACCUCAUUGCUCUUAACGGCUAGUUUGGAAGAACUGUAAUGAAAUUGGGGUCACUUUCUGGCAUGUGAUAUUUGUGGAAAAACAUUUGCCCAUAUUUUCCAACCCUUUCCCGCAGAGCCUGUCAUCGUGAAAACGAUUUCGUGGAAUUUUUCAAUUUUCAAAAAAAAUAACGAAAAUCGUGAAAUAUUGAGAAAAUUCAUGAAAACAU